Durusdinium trenchii is the source of this 501-nucleotide messenger RNA. The record is from the annotation of a GenBank genome assembly. NCBI's taxonomy places the organism in Eukaryota, Dinophyceae, Suessiales, Symbiodiniaceae.
AUGGAUUCCAGGACAUCCAAGUCUAAGGAACAAGAGAGGCACGGUGCCAAAGGCUUGCUAGAUGACCGGACGCCAGCACAGCUGUUGAUCCAGGGCAUAGACGUGUCCGAUGGGAGCAAGUACACUUGCAAAGACCUUUUCGGUGAUCUUACCGGCGCUUCUCUCAUGGAUGCAAUUUGGGAAAAGUUUGGGGUGGGGGAGCAAGAUGUGGAGUGGUUCUACAAAACGGACGGAGGUGAGCAAGCUCGAACCAUUAUGAGAUCCCCACUAUCACGGCAGAUACAAGAAAGCACGUGUUCCGAAUACAUGCAAAGGCUAUACCGUGAAGGAUUAAGCCAACUCGCAUCAGGAGACGCCGUUUUUCGCUUUCGUGACAGCAGUCACAGCCCACCGUAUGAAGCUGGCUCCUUCAAUCACCGCGCUGAAAGCUUCUACAGGUGCUACAGCGAAGCUCCUGAUCAUGACAUGGUCCAGAAGGUGUUGAAGAAGGGUCUCACAAAA